CCCCUUCUCUUUUCCUCCCGCCCCUCCGGCCGCCACCCCCCCUCCCGGAUGGGGGAGGGAAAAAAAAAAGAUGUCAGCUCCUCCGCUGUAGUAUUGCUCCUUAAAAACCCCUCUCUCUGAAAAUGACAUGCCCUCGCAAUGUAACUCCGAACUCGUACGCGGAGCCCUUGGCUGCGCCCGGCGGAGGAGAGCGCUAUAGCCGGAGUGCAGGCAUGUAUAUGCAAGCUGGGAGUGACUUCAACUGCGGGGUGAUGAGGGGCUGCGGGCUCGCGCCCUCUCUCUCCAAGAGGGACGAGGGCGGCAGCCCCAACCUGGCCCUCAACACCUACCCGUCCUACCUCUCGCAGCUGGACUCCUGGGGCGACCCCAAAGCCGCCUACCGCCUGGAGCAACCUGUUGGCAGGCCGCUGUCCUCCUGCUCCUACCCACCUAGUGUCAAGGAAGAGAAUGUCUGCUGCAUGUACAGCGCCGAGAAGCGAGCGAAAAGUGGCCCUGAGGCAACCCUUUACUCCCAUCCCCUGCCGGAGUCCUGCCUCGGGGAGCACGAGGUGCCCGUGCCCAGCUACUACCGCGCCAGCCCCAGCUACUCGGCGCUGGACAAGACGCCCCACUGCGCCGCGGCCGGCGACUUCGAAGCCCCCUUCGAGCAGCAGCGGCCCGGCCUCAACGCGCGCGCCGAACAUCUGGAGUCGCCUCAGCUCGGGGCCAAAGUGAGUUUCCCUGAGACCCCCAAGUCCGACAGCCAGACCCCCAGCCCCAGCGAGAUCAAGACGGAGCACAGUCUAGCGGGCCUUAAGGGCAGCCCCUCGGAGAGUGAGAAGGAGCGGGCCAAGACCGCCGACUCCAGCCCCGACACCUCGGAUAACGAAGGGAAAGAGGAGAUAAAGGCAGAAAACACCACAGGAAAUUGGCUGACAGCAAAGAGCGGAAGGAAGAAGAGGUGUCCCUAUACUAAACACCAGACGCUGGAAUUGGAGAAAGAAUUUCUGUUCAAUAUGUAUUUGACGCGAGAGCGCCGCCUGGAGAUUAGCAAGACCAUUAACCUUACAGACAGACAAGUCAAAAUCUGGUUUCAAAAUCGCAGAAUGAAACUCAAGAAAAUGAACCGAGAGAAUCGGAUCCGGGAACUGACCUCCAAUUUUAAUUUCACCUGAACGUGGGGGGGCUUUCCCCUCCCCUUCCCUCCUUUUCCCCGCCCCCCUCCCUUUGUGCCUGGUGAUAUUUUCCCUCCCUCUCUGAGUAUAAAUGCAACGCGUCUGAAAAAAAAAAAAAAGGCAAAGACUAUCGUCCAAGGGACCUAUGGCUUGUGCUGUGAGGAUGCCUCUACCUAGAGCAUGAGCAAUGGGGUGCCAGGGUGUGUGAUGUGGGGUGCGCCCUUGGUAGAUGGGGGUGGGAGUGUGGUUGGUGUGUGUGUCAACCCCUCACUCUCCCACGCACUCGCCCUUAGCAUUCUGUUCUCCGUGCAAACUUAAGACUGAAUCCACCGAUGGUAGGGAAAAAGAAAGGAAAAAGCUCAACCAGAAAGGGUCUGUAAUCUGGCAGAACAAGUCAGGAUCGCUUCUCUUCUUGCUGUGUCUCCUCCUUAGGAUAAUAGAGAAUAAUUUGGAGAAAGUUCCGCUAGUGUUCCUGUGUUUGUCGUAGCUCCCCGUGCCUCCCCAGCCUCCUUGUGUCUAGCCCUCCCAGUUGCUCUGAGAAUCUGCUUGAAGUCUUGUAUUCGUACUGCUUUUUGCUUUCCUCCCAUCCCUCCCAGAGCCCCCCCUCCCAUUCACUAACAUCCCAGUAAUUCCAUCCAGAGGAACAAUAAAAAAAAAGAUAAACCUAGAAUAUAGCCAAGCGAAGGCAGAAUGCCUCUCCCCCAACCCUAACCCUUCUCCAAAAUUACCUUGUUCCUGUCUGGGAGUUGUGUUAUUUAAAGAUAUUCUGUAUGUUGUAUCUUUUGCAUGUAGCUUCCUUAAUGGAGAAAAAAAUACUAAUAAAUUUCCAGAAUCGUACUCCUCAAA
Ochotona princeps (American pika) is the source of this 2000-nucleotide messenger RNA. It is a transcript of the gene HOXC10, whose product is annotated as homeobox C10. Bases 123 to 1154 code for a protein of 343 amino acids. The transcript is spliced from 2 exons. The record is from RefSeq and is a predicted model, not a curated record. Lineage: Eukaryota; Metazoa; Chordata; Mammalia; Lagomorpha; Ochotonidae. Gene Ontology annotation, molecular function: DNA-binding transcription factor activity, RNA polymerase II-specific; RNA polymerase II cis-regulatory region sequence-specific DNA binding. Gene Ontology annotation, cellular component: nucleus. Gene Ontology annotation, biological process: regulation of transcription by RNA polymerase II.